AAGAAAAAGAAAAGGAGAAUUAGGCAAAAACAAUGGAAACUCCCAAACUUAGCUGCAAGAAAUCCAAACCCCAAUGGACCAAUGGCCAUUUUCUUUUUUUCUUUCCCUUUUUCAUCUCUCUCUCUCUCUCUCAUUGUGUGAUAUAAACACUUGUCCUUCUCCUUCCCCCUUUUGCCCAAAAAAAGCUCUUCCCUCAUUUCCCAAUUUCAAUCUCUCAAUCCAUUCCUUUGUUAUUUAUAAUUCCCCACUUUGUUUACACCUUGCACCAACGCCAUUGCUCUGCAACAAACAUAAAGAACGGCAGGGUCUUGGUCCAAAUUUGAACAGCUUCGGGUUGUAAUUUGGUGCCUUGAUCCUAUCAAAAUAUUGGGAAAUCGCCAAGACCCUGCCGUCCAGAAUGAUAAAUAGAAACUGGAGUUGAAAUCAACCCAUGAUAAGAUCUUGUGAUGGGGUCCUUGAACUUGGAGAGGAAAUGGUUGUUUCCUCUUGUGAUAAGCUCUCUCAUAUGCAUAUUUCUUCUUGUCACCUUCUUCAACAUGGGUCUCGUCUCUUCGCUCUACACAAUCAACUCGCUUUUUGCAAUCUUUCCCACUCGAAUGACUAUGGACAACACAAGUGUUGCUUUUGCUGAAUCGAAGAUCGCACAACCUUCACCUCCUACGGGACCAACAAUCCCUCGUUUUGCAUAUUUGAUUUCUGGGUCAAAAGGUGAUUUGGAAAAGCUAUGGAGAAUCCUUAAAGCGUUGUAUCACCCUUUGAAUCAUUAUGUUGUUCACUUGGACCUUGAGUCACCUGCAGAGGAGCGAUUGGAAUUGGCCUCGCGAGUGGGAAACGAGUCACUUUUUGCUGAAGUUAAGAAUGUUUUCAUGAUCAGCAAGGCCAAUAUGGUUACUUACAGGGGACCCACCAUGGUUGCUAAUACUCUUCAUGCCUGUGCCAUUCUUCUUAAGAGGAGUGAGGACUGGGAUUGGUUUAUCAACCUCAGUGCUUCUGAUUAUCCUCUUGUGACUCAAGAUGAUCUUCUUUAUACAUUCACAAAUUUAGAUCGAAACCUCAAUUUUAUUGAGCAUACAAGCCAGUUGGGGUGGAAGGAGGAUAAACGAGCAAUGCCAUUGAUUGUAGAUCCUGGUCUAUAUUUGAUGACCAAAUCAGAUAUUUUCAACGUCAAUCCAUCGCGAGCUUUGCCAACAGCAUUCAAAUUGUUUACUGGUUCAGCAUGGAUGGUUCUGUCUCGUGAGUUUGUGGAAUAUUUCAUUUGGGGUUGGGAUAAUCUUCCUAGGACCCUUCUCAUGUACUACAGUAAUUUCGUCUCCUCUCCCGAAGGUUAUUUUCACACUGUCAUAUGCAACGUGCCCGAGUUUGCUAGUACGGCUGUGAACCACGACUUACACUACAUCUCUUGGGACAAUCCUCCCAAACAACAUCCACACACACUCUCUAUUAACGACACAGAGAACAUGAUCACGAGCAAUGCUGCCUUUGCUCGGAAGUUCAAACAAGAUGACCUCGUGCUAGAUCAAAUCGACAGGGAUUUGCUUCAUCGGAAGAAAGGGGACUUUACUCCUGGCGGUUGGUGUGCAGGCCACCCCAAGUGUUCCACAGUCGGUAACCCGAUGAAACUCAAACCAGGCCAAGGAGCUCAACGGCUUCACCGUCUUAUAACUAAACUAAUUUUGGCAGCUAGGUCUGGGGAAAACCAGUGUAAAUGAAUUUUUGUACAAGUUUGUUGCAGUAAAACUCAAAAGAACAAUUCAUGAGGGCUUGGAGGAGAAAGCUAAAUCCUGGGUUCGUCCUGUCAACUCAGACAACAUUGCAUUGCUGACUUGCAGAGAGCAACAUUAUACAUACCAUUGCUACUACAACAUGAUAAACUAAAGAAGGUUAGUUCCAAUAUUAGCAUAAAUGCAUUUUUCCACAUGUUGGGAUCAUUGGAGCUUUGAUAAAAACCAAAGUUACAGCUGAGUUCUACUAUUUAUGUAAAAACUUCAUCACACAAUAUUUCUAUACAUGCUGCACCCUUUUUUUUCCCUUUUA
Molecule: messenger RNA, 2034 nt
Organism: Benincasa hispida (wax gourd)
Lineage: Eukaryota; Viridiplantae; Streptophyta; Magnoliopsida; Cucurbitales; Cucurbitaceae
Product: beta-glucuronosyltransferase GlcAT14A-like
Cellular component (GO): membrane
Molecular function (GO): glucuronosyltransferase activity
Source: RefSeq, a predicted model, not a curated record